Molecule: messenger RNA, 1158 nt
Organism: Onychostruthus taczanowskii (white-rumped snowfinch)
Lineage: Eukaryota; Metazoa; Chordata; Aves; Passeriformes; Passeridae
Gene: NR2E1
Product: nuclear receptor subfamily 2 group E member 1
Exons: 9
Coding region: 1-1158 (385 amino acids)
Biological process (GO): cell differentiation; anatomical structure development; negative regulation of transcription by RNA polymerase II
Molecular function (GO): zinc ion binding; nuclear receptor activity; RNA polymerase II cis-regulatory region sequence-specific DNA binding
Source: RefSeq, a predicted model, not a curated record
AUGAGCAAGCCGGCGGGAUCAACAAGUCGCAUUUUAGACAUCCCUUGCAAAGUCUGUGGGGACCGCAGCUCCGGAAAGCACUAUGGGGUUUACGCCUGCGAUGGGUGCUCGGGAUUUUUCAAGAGGAGCAUCAGGAGGAAUAGGACCUAUGUUUGCAAAUCAGGAAAUCAGGGAGGUUGCCCGGUGGACAAGACGCACAGGAACCAGUGCCGAGCCUGCCGGCUGAAGAAGUGCCUGGAGGUCAACAUGAACAAAGAUGCGGUGCAGCACGAGCGGGGCCCCCGGACGUCGACGAUACGGAAGCAGGUGGCUCUCUACUUCCGCGGGCACAAGGAGGAGAGCGGCGGAGCCCCGCACUUCCCCGCUGCCGCCCUGCCGGCACCCGCCUUCUUCACCGCCGUCUCCCAGCUGGAGCCCCAUGGCCUGGAGCUGGCCGCUGUCACUGGCACCCCGGAGAGACAGGCUCUGGUGGGCCUGGCACAGCCCACCCCAAAGUACCCACAUGAAGUCAACGGCACCCCUAUGUAUCUCUACGAAGUGGCCACUGAAUCCGUCUGCGAGUCAGCAGCCAGACUUCUGUUCAUGAGCAUCAAGUGGGCCAAAAGUGUCCCAGCCUUCUCCACCUUGUCCUUACAAGACCAGCUGAUGCUUUUGGAAGAUGCUUGGAGAGAACUGUUUGUUCUAGGAAUAGCACAAUGGGCCAUUCCAGUUGAUGCUAACACUCUACUGGCUGUAUCUGGCAUGAACGGUGACAAUACAGAUUCUCAGAAGCUGAAUAAAAUUAUUUCAGAAAUACAGGCCUUACAGGAGGUUGUGGCUAGAUUUAGACAACUUCGGCUAGAUGCUACUGAAUUUGCCUGUCUCAAAUGCAUUGUCACUUUUAAAGCUGUGCCCACACACAGUGGUUCUGAACUGAGGAGUUUCCGAAAUGCUGCUGCCAUAGCAGCCCUUCAAGAUGAAGCCCAGCUCACCCUGAACAGCUACAUUCACACCAGGUAUCCCACACAACCCUGUCGUUUUGGAAAACUUCUAUUGCUUUUACCAGCUUUACGUUCAAUUAGUCCAUCUACAAUAGAAGAAGUGUUUUUCAAAAAGACCAUUGGGAAUGUACCAAUUACAAGACUGCUUUCAGAUAUGUACAAAUCCAGUGACAUAUAA